Messenger RNA from Cavia porcellus (domestic guinea pig), 1198 nucleotides. It is a transcript of the gene Tex261, whose product is annotated as testis expressed 261. Gene Ontology annotation, molecular function: COPII receptor activity. Bases 121 to 711 code for a protein of 196 amino acids. The transcript has 6 exons. Gene Ontology annotation, biological process: endoplasmic reticulum to Golgi vesicle-mediated transport. The record is from RefSeq and is a predicted model, not a curated record. Gene Ontology annotation, cellular component: Golgi membrane; COPII-coated ER to Golgi transport vesicle; endoplasmic reticulum membrane. NCBI's taxonomy places the organism in Eukaryota, Metazoa, Chordata, Mammalia, Rodentia, Caviidae.
CAUUCGUCCGUCCGCGGGGCGGGUACGCGGCGACGGCUGUGGCGGUGGCGACUCCGUGUCCCCGGAGCCAAAGAGCGCAGGCCCGUCCCUGCGGCCGGGGGCGGGCGGCGUGGGGGCGCCAUGUGGUUCAUGUACGUGCUGAGCUGGCUGUCGCUCUUCAUCCAAGUGGGCUUCAUCACGCUGGCCGUCGCUGCUGGACUCUACUACCUGGCAGAACUGAUAGAGGAAUACACAAUGGCCACCAGCAGAAUCAUAAAAUACAUGAUCUGGUUCUCCACAGCUGUGCUGAUUGGCCUCUACGUCUUUGAGCACUUUCCCACCAGCAUGAUUGGUGUGGGCCUCUUCACCAACCUCGUCUACUUUGGCCUCCUCCAGACCUUCCCCUUCAUCAUGCUGACCUCGCCUAACUUCAUCCUGUCGUGUGGACUAGUGGUGGUGAAUCAUUAUUUAGCAUUUCAGUUUUUUGCAGAAGAAUAUUAUCCUUUCUCAGAGGUCCUGGCCUAUUUCACUUUUUGCCUGUGGAUAAUCCCAUUUGCAUUCUUUGUGUCGCUGUCAGCUGGGGAGAAUGUCCUGCCUUCCACUAUGCAGCCAGGAGAUGACGUGGUCUCCAAUUACUUCACCAAAGGCAAGCGGGGAAAACGCUUAGGUAUCCUGGUGGUCUUCUCCUUCAUCAAAGAGGCCAUUCUACCCAGUCGUCAGAAGAUAUACUGACCCCCUUGGGGAGGGACUAUAGGGGCAAGAUUAGCGGUCAGGCCCCUGGGCCUCUGUGCUAGGUAGGGGCCAGGAGCCUGGAAGAUACUUUCCACCAGCCCUGGCUUCUCUCCCCUUGGUCCUGAAGCCCCAUCCUCCUUGGGGGCUCAGCUUGGUUUGGAUCUGACAUUGCCAGGGGCGGUAACGUCAUGGCACCAGGGAGGUGGCAAAGCCUGCUUAGUCAGGUGACCUAGUCCCUCAGGCUCUUCUCCCUCUCCCAAAGUCAGUUGGGAGCUAGCUUCAGGCUCAGCCAGGGGAGGCAGGCAGGGUCCAUGAAGUUGGAGAACAGCCAGUGACAAGUUCCUGGGCAGAUGACUAUAGGGAGGGGACACAGCUUGGCACUUCUAAGAGAAAUGGAUUUUGCUAUUAAACUGUGAUUUUUGUCCGAUUGCUAAUUCCCAUUUGAAUAAAGAUUCUAGGUGACACUGUUUGCCUUAAUAUCCCAAAA